GGGAGACACAGAAGUGUGGGAGAUUCCAAAUUUUGGACGAACUAAGGUGUCACUACAUCUAGAAUUUUUAUUUAACACACACCCAAAUCUUGCUGAUUACGAGUACAAUGCAACACACUAUGAGCCAACUCCGCCGAGCGCUUUGCUUCGCUCCCCGCAAUGUUAUAUCCUCAGCUCUUUCCACCAGCAUUCAUUCAUCGCCAUCGAUCCACUCCCUAGUUGAUCUCAAAGUAAAUUUUCACCGACUUCUCAAAUAUCCGUGGUCCACAGCCCAAUAUAGAGGCUUUAAAUUGAACGGUGCCGAUGUGAAGCCAGGGAAUGUUAUUCAGAGAAAAGGAAAGAUUUAUCAGGUGGUGAAGGCUCAACAUACUUCACAAGGAAGAGGAGGAGCUAUUGUUCAGAUGCAUCCAUACUUUUGAAGAAAGCAGUGCAACUGGGAUUACUGACAAGAUUGGACUAUUGACAAGAAAUUUAAUCAAAUUUCUUUGCGUAGAGCUGCGGGACGUUGAUAGUGGAACCAAAGUGAAUGAGAGAUUCCGUACUGAUGAGGCAAUUGAGAGGGUAUUUGCUGCCGAAAAGACUUAUACAUACCUUUAUACUGAUGAUGAAACUGGAAAUAUUGUGCUAAUGGAACCUGAUACAUAUGCACAGCUGGAUGUACCACAACAUCUGUUUGGUGAUUCUUAUGUCUACCUUCAAGAUGAUAUGAAAGUUAGUGUGCAGCUGUAUGAUGAAAGGCCGAUGUCAGCAUCGAUUCCUUCACGUGUAACAUGCACCGUAGCUGAAGCUCAAAUUCAAGUGAAGGGUGCUUCAGUUACUCCUCAGUACAAGAGGGUUGUUUUGGACAAUGGUCUUACUAUCAUGGUGCCAGGACACAUUUUAUCAGGGGACAGGAUAGUAGUCAACACCACUGACAACACUUAUAUGUACAAGGCUUAGAGUGACUGGUCUGCCAAACAUCUAGAGUGACUAAUAAUAUUAUUUACAAGGGAUAAUCCUUCCCGCCUCCGACUUUCUUUUUAUAGAUCGAUGCACAUCUCAUUAAAGAGCAUCAUUAUAAUUAUUUUGCAUUUACCAUUAAAUAGAAUUCAUUUUAAUUCUUACCAAGUAUUCAUUAGACAUGGAUCUGUGAAAAACUUAUGCACAUUUGAUUAAAUACUUGACGUUCUAUUGUCAAGCAUUUAUUACACUGAUCCGUGAAAUAUAUAGACAUAGUACCAAACGACAAGUCAGACUGUCAGAGUUAGCUUCCAC
Messenger RNA from Cuscuta europaea, 1254 nucleotides. The record is from the annotation of a GenBank genome assembly. NCBI's taxonomy places the organism in Eukaryota, Viridiplantae, Streptophyta, Magnoliopsida, Solanales, Convolvulaceae.